Cladocopium goreaui is the source of this 339-nucleotide messenger RNA. NCBI's taxonomy places the organism in Eukaryota, Dinophyceae, Suessiales, Symbiodiniaceae. The record is from the annotation of a GenBank genome assembly.
GAACAUGCAAACCGUACCUGUCAGCCCUGCCUCUUUUUUGCAUCGCAACAUGGCUGUGCGCGCGGAGUUGGUUGUCGAUAUUGCCAUUUGGAGCAUCAGGUGAACAGCUCCCCCCGGCCAAGGAAGCAGACACGGGACAAGAUAAAAGAACGUGUGCUGCAAAUAUUCAGGGAAAACUCCAGAAACCUGCAUGAUGAGUUGCAGGCAGAAGCUCGCUGGCAUCCAUAUGCCGUCAAGAUCGCGCAAGGCUUUCUGGAGGAUGAGAUACCUAUCACUUGGGAUGAGUUUGAAGGUGUCGAAGCAAGGUGGAGUCCGGAUGGAUUCAUUUUUUCCCUGUAG